Molecule: messenger RNA, 282 nt
Organism: Anisakis simplex (herring worm)
Lineage: Eukaryota; Metazoa; Nematoda; Chromadorea; Rhabditida; Anisakidae
Source: the annotation of a GenBank genome assembly
GAGCAAGGCAGUUCCAUAGAUACAGGUGGACGUAUACCUCGACCAGCCAAUCCACUACCGCGAGAAGAGAGCGAAGAUCAAGAGGAAAAGGCUCGUCUAAUCGCUCAAGUUCUCGAACUUCAGAAUACGCUUGAUGACUUAAGUCAACGUGUUGAUAGUGUGAAAGAGGAAAGUUUGAAACUUCGUUCGGAGAAUCAGGUGCUCGGGCAGUACAUCCAGAAUCUGAUGUCAUCAAGUUCAGUAUUUCAAUCAGCGCAACCAAAACCACCCACUAACAAGUAA